AUGGAGUUCCCAAGACCAAGACGAGCGUCGUCGAUAUACAUGCGACGCAAGAGCAUCAUUGCUCAAAAGCAAGGCUCCAUCGACUUGGCCCUCACGACACUGUAUCUCGGCAUCUCUGCUGCGCACCGCGAAAAUGGCACUGCUGAGGUCGCACUCGCGAUUCGCGAUAUUACGUACCUCCUCGACUUUGACGUGAUCCGCGUCGAGGUAAAGGACGAUCGGGAUGCCAUAACCGAGUGCAUCCUCGAGCAUGUGCAAGCGUAUGAGCACGAAAACAUGGCCAAGUUCAUUGGCGCCGCCCUCCCGAACAACAUGCUCGAGAUCACACCGACACUAUGUUCCCGCCUUUGGCUCGAGCUCGACAUUGUUCCUCUUGCUCUGCCUGCGGAGAGUCAGCAUAAUAGAGAUCUGUGGGAGGUCAAGCUCAUCGACGAGCAGGCAGACUCCAUGGCCCGCCGAUGUAUUGUACACUUUGGGCCCUCAAUGGCCCCAAUCCUGCAGGUCGGCUGGCACGGCGAGGUUCAGGUCGCCGCGGGUGGCAGGGUUCGCCUCAACACGAUUCAAGAUUACAUGGGGACGUGUUCCGAUGUGUCGUGGGAGACGGUAUCCGCGUAUGCAGAAAAACUGCGCACCAAGGGAACCAAAGUAGCCUUCUUCAGUGCGACGCCCCAGGGUGGCGGCGUCGCGCUUAUGAGGCACGCUCUCGUACGCUUCUCCCGACUGCUCGGGGUGGAUGUAAAGUGGUACGUCCCAAAGCCCCGAAAGAGCGUCUUUCGCGUCACCAAGAACAUGCACAACAUCCUCCAAGGCGUUGCUGCACCGGACCAGCGUAUUCCGCCAGAGGACAGGGCGGCAAUCAUCGAGUGGAUCACAGACAACGCAGAGCGGUACUGGUUUCGUGAUGGAGGGCCACUGCGCCCGCCGGAGCAGGGCGGUGCCGAUGUUAUCAUCAUUGACGAUCCGCAAAUGAUUGGGCUCAUUCCCAUGAUCAAGAACUCAUCGACGAACCGCCCGGUGCUUUUCCGAUCCCACAUCCAGGUUCGGAGUGAUCUGAUUGCGACCCCGGGAACGCCUCAGGCCGAGGCAUGGGACUUUAUCUGGAGCCACAUCAAAGAUGCCGAUGUGUUCAUCAGUCACCCGAUACCAGCAUUCGUGCCUCACACGGUGCCGCGCGAGAAGGUCAUGUACUUGCCGGCCACGAGCGACUGGCUUGAUGGGCUGAAUAAAGACUUGAACGCGUGGGACACGGGCUACUAUAUGCACAACUACAAUACCCAAUGCCAUGCACAGGGCAUGACUGAGUUGCACUGGCCCAGUCGCAAAUACAUUAUCCAAGUUGCCCGCUUCGACCCGGCGAAGGGCAUCCCAACGGUAAUCGAUGCCUACGCCGAAUUCCGCCGCCGGUAUGAGGCAGCGGGUGAAGAGGAUCCGCCACAGCUCGUCAUUUGCGGGAACGGGUCUGUUGACGACCCCGACGGUACAAUCAUCUACGAUGAGUGCAUGAACAAGAUCGAGACCGAGUACCCUCACCUGCUGAGCGACACGAGCGUCAUGCGACUUGACCCGAACGAUCAGAUGCUCAACGUCCUCAUUGCCAACGCCCACGUCGUGCUGCAGCUGUCCACUCGCGAGGGCUUCGAGAUCAAAGUGUCAGAGGCGCUACAUGCUAGCCGGCCCGUGAUUGCGACCUUGGCGGGAGGCAUUCCCCUGCAGGUCAAGGACAAGGUGAACGGCUUCCUUGUCACGCCAGGCGACUGGAAGGCUGUCGCCGACCAUCUCAUCGAGCUCUUUACGGAUGACAGCCUGCACACUCGGAUGGCCAUUGCCGCCAGGAUGGGCCUCAGCGACGAGGUGGGCACAGUCGGGAAUGCGCUUGCUUGGUACUUUUUGGCCAACCAGUUCUCCCAUACGCCUAUCGACGGCAACGAGCGCUGGGUAAACGACCUCGCGAGAGAUGGGGUGGCCAAGCCGUACAGCGAAGAGGAGAACCGCUUGCCUAGGAGCUUCACGACUAAUGGUCGAGUGUAA
Messenger RNA from Purpureocillium lilacinum, 2028 nucleotides. RefSeq lists its product as uncharacterized. Lineage: Eukaryota; Fungi; Ascomycota; Sordariomycetes; Hypocreales; Ophiocordycipitaceae. The record is from RefSeq and is a predicted model, not a curated record. Gene Ontology annotation, molecular function: glycosyltransferase activity.